GUGUGCUAUAGCAUAAGACAACUAAGAUAACUAUUCUAGAACUGUUUUUUAGUUUGAUGAGUGGAUUUUACUCUUUUUUUUAUUUUCUUUUUUUACUAUUUUAUCCUUCAUAUCAGGCAUGGAUCCAAACGGCACAGAUGGGGCUAAGUCUGCAGAUGGACUUGGUAGAAGUCCUGCAGGCAUGAUCCUUCUCUCUCUCACUCUGUCUGUGCUGGCUAUACUAACCACAGCAAUCAACUCCUUAGUCAUCACUGCCAUCAUUGUCACUCGAAAACUUCACCACCCUGCCAACUACCUUAUCUGCUCUCUGGCUGUGACGGACCUGCUGGUGGCUAUCCUGGUCAUGCCCUUCAGCAUCGUCUACAUUGUGAAGGAGACGUGGGUCAUGGGUGAGGUGAUGUGCACCAUCUGGCUCAGCGUUGACAUUACCUGCUGCACAUGCUCCAUUUUGCACUUGGCGGCUAUUGCUGUGGAUCGUUAUCGCGCCAUCACGGAUGCUGUGGAAUACUCCAGGAAGAGGACAUCUCUAAGGGCUGCUGUCACGAUUAGUGUCGUCUGGCUCCUGUCCAUUCUCAUUUCCUUACCGCCGAUGCUCUGGGGACACCACAAAAAAGAAGAGCAGGAGAACGAAUGCCUCAUAAAGCAUGAAAACAUUGCUUUCACCCUUUACUCCACAUUUGGGGCCUUCUACAUCCCACUUAUACUCAUCCUUAUCCUUUACUACAAAAUAUACAAAGCAGCUAAAAUUAUUUACCACAAAAGAAGGCCCAGCCCCAUGAACAAGCUUGAGAUAAAUGGACACAAGAUCCCUAUGUGUCCAGACAGAGAACAGCAGAGCCUUGAUGCACUCGCCUUACCAGAGAAGUCAAUGUCAGAACCCUCUACUGAGGGCGACAGGGGACGUUUCUCUGCAGCAAGCCCAAAUUUUCAGCCUCACAGUGAGAGGUCCAUUAAAAGACAACGGAUUUCAGGGGCACGUGAAAGAAAGGCAGCCAUGACCCUUGGCCUUAUUCUUGGGGCAUUUGUCAUCUGUUGGCUGCCAUUCUUCAUUCAGGAAGUGAUUAUUAACAUAUGCAGCAGCUGUAUCCCCUCCAAUGAAAUAACUACACUUCUGACCUGGCUAGGAUACCUUAACUCCCUAAUCAACCCACUCAUUUAUACCAUCUUCAAUGAGGACUUCAAGAAAGCCUUUCAUAAAUUGAUCAAGUGUCGGAAUGAGCUCUGAUACAGAAAAUGGCAUAUCAUUGCUUUCACAGAAAACAUUAAAUAUUGAUGUGACAUUUUGAAAAUUUGAGAGAACACGAAGACUUCUGUAAUGCAGGUGAAUAUGUAAAACUGAUUUUGUUUACAUACUUCUAGUUCAUCUGUAAACAUGUAUACACUGCUCAUCAAAAGAGACCUUGCUUUUUUGACCUUAAAUGAUCCCAAACAAACUAAAACUGUGCAGGAGAAAUUUGUAGAGGCAUUGCUGUUUGGAAGUCACUCAACCUUCACCCAAGAUGUUUUGGGAUGAGUCAGUUUGAAAGGCAGUUUGCGAGACAGCGGUGUCCACUGUGAUGGCCUGCAGGCUGGUACAAACUCUCUAACUAACACCUGCAUAAACUUUGUCCAUAAUUUAUAUGAAGGAAGUGUGACAUUUGUACUGCUGAGAGAUUUGUAAAUUAACAUAUACAUGAAUUGUCUUUUAUUUAUCCAUGCACAUACAUGGAUAAAUAAAUGGCCACUUUUAUAUGGCCAAAUGUUUGUUGAUACCUGACCAUCACAUCCAUAUGUGCACCUUCCCCAAACUGUUGCCACAAAAUUGGAAGUACAGAAUGUCUUUGUAUGCUGUAGCAUUACAAUUUCCCUUCACUCGAACUAAGAGGCCCAAACCUGUUCCAGCAGGAUAAUGCCCCUGUGCACAAAGCGAGGUUCAUGAAGAAUGGUCUGCCAAGGCUGAAGUGGAAGAACUCAGGUGGCCUUCACAGAGCCCUGACCUCAACCCUUCUGAAGACCUUUGGGAUGAAUUGGAACGCAGACUGCACCCCAGUCCUACUUGCCCAGCAACAGUACCUGACCUCACUAAUGCUCUUGUGACUGAAUGGGCAAAUCCCCACAGCCACACUCAAAUAUAGUGGAAAGUCUUCCCAGAAUAGUGACAGUUAUUAAUAUAGCAAAGGAGGAUUAAUAUGGAAUGGGCUGUUCAAAAAGCACAUAUGAGUGUUAUGGUCAGGUGCCUACAAACAUUUGGCCAUGUAGUGUAUUUAUGUGAUA
This is a messenger RNA of Ictalurus furcatus (blue catfish), 2253 nucleotides long. RefSeq names its product 5-hydroxytryptamine (serotonin) receptor 1Fa (gene htr1fa). NCBI's taxonomy places the organism in Eukaryota, Metazoa, Chordata, Actinopteri, Siluriformes, Ictaluridae. Bases 119 to 1225 code for a protein of 368 amino acids. Gene Ontology annotation, biological process: adenylate cyclase-activating adrenergic receptor signaling pathway. The transcript is spliced from 2 exons. Gene Ontology annotation, molecular function: G protein-coupled serotonin receptor activity. The record is from RefSeq and is a predicted model, not a curated record. Gene Ontology annotation, cellular component: plasma membrane.